UUUAUAAUCACAGUUACAUGAUGUACAAAAGAAGUAUUGUGCUAUUUUUCUCAAGUGUUUGUUUGAUUUUUUCAAUUGCAGCUAAGAACCAAUGCAAAAUGCACGAAACACCAUGUUCUGCAAAUUAUUCAAAUGGAAAUCUGACACAAGUACCAAAGAAUCUAUCUGACAAACUCAACGUUCUAAUUCUUGACCAUAACGAAAUACAGAAGAUUGAAAACAAUACCUUCAGUAAUUUGAAAUUAUUAAUUGAGCUGACAAUUAACAACAAUAAAUUGGAAAUCUUGGAAUCUAAAGCUUUUAUUGGAUUGACAUCAUUAAAGACACUCAAGAUGUCUGGAAACAAUCUCGACUUUUCAGCAUACACACCGAUCUUAUUUAGCUUUAUAGCUAAUAUAUCAUUUCUUGAUAUCAGUAGGAACUUGAAUUUUUCAAAGUAUGCCAUUCAGUCGAAUAAUUAUCCCGAUAAAGCACUAGGAGUUCUUGUAAAUUUGAAAACUCUUGCUAUUGAUCUUGGACCAAUACCUAUAUUUGGAAAAGGGUUUAAGAAGAUGGAUAAACUUAAGGUAUUGGAAUUUAAUAAUUGUAAAGUAGAGGUAUUGAAAAAUUCAACAUUCAUAAAUUUCAACUGGAGUAUUGAAUAUUUGCAUAUGAAUAGAUGUCAACAGUUUGUUAAAGUAGAGGCGGACACCCUAAAACCUUUCCCAAAUCUCAAAGUGUUAGAUUUAUCGGAUACUUACAUGCAUCCAAUCCAAGCUUUCCAGCUUCUAAAACCUUUAGCAAAUAGUUCUAUGGAAAUGAUCAACUUUCAUCAUGUGAAUGAUGAAUCAAUUACAAACAACAGCACAUACAGCUUUGAAGUAAAUAUCACGAAAGAAAUGGUUAAGUAUAUACAAACAAUGUGUGUAGAAGUUCUUGAUAUCUCUAAAAACAACAUAGUAGAUUUUGAAGAUGGUUCACUGCUUACAUUCAGUAGGCCUGAAUGUCUUCUGAACAUUUCACUCUCUGAAAAUCGAUUUUCAUUAUUUCACGCACAUCGACUGAAAAAUAUCAAACAGUUUUUCAAUAAAGCUCAAAACCUUACGAAAUUCGAGUACUCAUAUAUACCUUUGAGUUUUGUCAAUUAUUCACAUAUUGCAGUAAAAAAUCUGACUAAUAUCACUGAAGAACGGAUAAUAACAUUACCUUCUUCAAUAAAAGACGUGCAUAUGAGCCAUGUUUAUCAUGGCGGGCAACCAGUCUUGUGGAAAAUACCACCAAAUGCAAGUAUAAGUCAGUUUGAUGUGUCUUUCUGUGUAACCGUUGAUCAAGCAACCGCAUCAAACGGUUCUGAAAUUGAGAAUCUUGAUGUAACGGGGGUCGAUUCCAGGGUAGUUUUCGACAAAAUACAACUGUAUCCGUUAUUUAAACUUAAAAUACUUGUAAUGAAAAACACAAAUUUGUAUAUUACAAACAAAAAUCAGAAAAACAUUUUUACGUUUAUAUCAGGAACUGAAAAGCUAGAUAUUUCAAAUAACUUUUUGUGGAAAUUGCCUUCUGAUAUAUUUGAAAAUAUGACUAGACUGACAAACCUGAAUUUGUCAAAUAACCUUUUCAGAGCAGUUCCGCUUGCUAUUACUAGGAUAGCAAAUCUCAAGGAACUUGAUUUGAGAAAAAACCUUCUGACCAAUAUCAAUAGUACAUUUCAAGAAUUUUUCGAUGGUUUGUAUGCAAAACAUGGAGUUUUUAAGCUGCAUUUGGACAACAACGCACUGGUAUGCGAUUGUACAAACUACGACUUCAUCCGUUGGCUUCAUAAAACCAAUAAAACCAAUUUCACAUUCGACGCCAAUGGUUACAAAUGCCUUUUACACAAUUCAACAGAAACAAAUACAAGUAUUGCUGCUGCGCAUUUUAAUGAACUUUUUGCUGGAUGUAACAUCAGUCUGUGGCUUAAAGCAGGGAUAUGUCUUAUUGCAACAUUUAUUGCUAUUUUCUUUCCCUUUACACUAAUUUACAGUUUUAGAUGGCGAAUUUCAUUUUAUUUAUACAAACGCUUUAGACACACUCUAGAAAAAGGUAUCGAUGUAAAAUUCAAGUAUGAUGUUUUCGUGUAUUAUCCUGAAAGUGAACUGUCAUGGAUAAAGUAUAUAGUAAUGCCUGAACUAGAGAGAAAAUGGGGGUUGAAAAUGUGCAUAGAACACAGAGAUUUUCCUGUAGGGAAGCCUAUAGCUGACACCUUUGCUGACUGCAUUGAACAAAGCAGACAUAUUAUAUUUAUUGUAACUUCUGCCUUUAAAAAUGAUAUAUGGGGACAAUAUGCAGUCGAGCGGGCAAAAUAUCACCACUUCUCACAGAAUUUACAAAAGAUUAUUGUUAUUACCAAAGGAAUAAAUAUGGAGGAAAUUCCACAUGAAUUAGCUGUUUUAUGGAAAGACCUUGCCCUUAUUGCAUGGCCGGAUGACAACGAUAAAGACCUUGAAAACGUUUGGAACAAACUUAGAUUGUGGUUGUUUCUUAAUCAUUAGAAUUAACCAUUUGGUAUAAAGCUUCAUUCCACUAUUAAAUAAGGAAACAUCACAGUGUUAUCUUAUAAAACCUCGCUCUUGACAUUCGUUCAGAAUUAUAAGUGUACUUCAAACACAUUUUUUGUAGUGAUUUUGAUACUUUUUUUUCGGAACAAUUUUAGUCAAAAACUAGCUAAACCAUAAUGUAAUAAAUUGUUUAGAUCAUAUCAAGCAUAUGAACAUUUUGCAUACAUCACAACCACUUUGAGAACACCUAACAUUUGUACAUAAAAUUAAAAAAGAGAUAUUCUAAAAAAAAAUGCAUUCAUGUAAUUUUGCAUAGUAAUGCCAACUGUAUUGAAAAAAUAACAAUUCUUGCACCUACCUUCGACUAAAAACGAUGACUGUGAUGAUUGCAUGUUUAUGAUGUUAACAUGAAGACAACACUACCUUCCAUCAUACACAGUGAAGAAAUGAUUGCAUUUUAACAUUUUGUACAUAAGGAAAUGUCUGUACCAAGUCAGGAAUAUGACAGUUGUUUUCCAUUCGUUUGAUGUGUUUGAGCUUUUGAUUUUGCCAUUUGAUAAGGAACUUUCCGUUUUGAAUUUUUCUUGUAGUUCGGAAUUUUUGUAAAUUUUCAUUAACAAUGCCCAAAUUGUACUUUAAAUUGUAUGUAUAGAGCGUUGUCUUAUAUGGACCUGUGUCAUUAGAAAUAAAAUUGCAAAAAAUUUUCAAAAUUUAGGCUUGUUUGAUUUUAUGAUCUGAGACGUUGUAUAAUUUUGGUUUUUGAAAGUUUUUGUCACGACCAGUUACUAGUGGAGGUUGUUCCACACACACGUAUUUUGUUAAGUGAAAUGAUAUAUUUUUUUCCUUUGUAAUAUCAGUCAAAUUAUUAACAUACCGUUGUAUAAGAUGAAUCAUGAUACUUGUCUGAUCCUGAACAACUUAAAAAAUGGAAGUGUAUAUUUACCGUUAUUGGGCCAAGAUGAUUCCGUGGAGUGUUGAUAAAAUAAGCGAAAAUGAUAAUUAAAAGUCUCUUAAGUAAUCUAUGAAAUCUAUCAUUUACGUGGUGUUAUUUUUUUUAAAACUAUUUAUUGUCAUGCUGCAUGCUUUGUUUUAUUUGUCAUUGUAUAUGUUUUUAUAUUCGGUGAAUGCUCACCACAGCUUAUUGUGUUGUUUUUUUAUAUACCGAAUCAAAAUAAAGUUUUACUUACUUUA
Mytilus californianus (California mussel) is the source of this 3704-nucleotide messenger RNA. RefSeq names its product toll-like receptor 3. Gene Ontology annotation, biological process: immune response; toll-like receptor signaling pathway. Bases 18 to 2507 code for a protein of 829 amino acids. The transcript has a single exon. Gene Ontology annotation, cellular component: membrane. Lineage: Eukaryota; Metazoa; Mollusca; Bivalvia; Mytilida; Mytilidae. The record is from RefSeq and is a predicted model, not a curated record. Gene Ontology annotation, molecular function: protein binding; transmembrane signaling receptor activity.